AUGCAUUGUGUUGCACUAAUAUUAACCGUGUUUGCAAUCAUUUUCAUCUAUUCAUCGGCUCAGAAUGCAUUCUUCCGUGAAGCGGAUUAUCGUCAGCUCUAUCCAUUGCUAUCGAUUGCUAUUCAAUUGCAGAAUCAUGCUCAUGCAUUACCAUAUUUUUUUGGUUUAUUAGAGAAUCUUGACUAUCCAAAGGAUCAGAUUCUAAUUGAUAUAUACUUGGAAACACAUAUUGAUGCAACUUUAUCAAAAAUCAAACAAUGGAUAAACGAUGCAAAGAAGCAUUAUCGUUCUAUUUUUUUUACUGAUGAUAUGAAAAAUUGGCAUGAAGAAGCAUUGAUGAAGGCAAGAAGUAGUAGAGCAAAAUAUGUGCUCUAUCUAAAGGGUGAUCAUUUGUUGACGGAUCAUAGGAUUCUACAAAGAUUGAUGCAAAAGAAGAAAUUAGCUAUUGCUCCUCUUCUUUUUGCUCCAUUUGGUGAUCCACCUACAGUGUUCAUAUCUGAAGAUUACAAUAGUCGAAGAGAAAUAUCUACCGUAGAAGUUAAGAUGGUUCCAGAACCGUUGCUAAUACAUUUAGCACACAGCGAUUCGUCAUUCUUAACAUUUUCUUCCUAUAAUUUGUAUGGUUAUUCUAAAAAUGAUUCUAAAGAGCCAAGUGCUGUGCUUGAAAAUUCAGCAUCUCGGAUGAAUAUACCAUUUUUCGUGGAUAAUGAACAUUUUUAUGGUUAUUUUUUCAAUCAUUCAUUGCGUUCAUUGGAUUUUCAACGAAAAGCGCUUCGUUAUCUGUUAGCAGAUUGGAUUGCUAAUAGUGGUUUGAUGCCAAUUGUACACUCAUCAUUCUUGGAGGUUACUUAUCCGAGACCAUCACUCUUUGGUGUUGAUAAAAUUUAUGUUAUCAAUCUCGAAAGACGAAACGACAGAAAAGCUAAAAUGAUGGAAUUAUUAAAACUGAUGGGAUUUGAAUAUACCUGGUGGAAAGCGACUGAUGGCCACCACUUGGAUUCAGAACCUUUAUACAGCGAGAUUAAGUUUUUGCCUGGAUAUGAGGAUCCGUACUAUAAAAGGCCGAUGAAAACGGGAGAAGUCGGUUGUUUCUUGAGCCAUUAUCGCAUAUGGCAGGAAGUAAACGAAAAAAAAUUAGAUCGUGUAAUUAUAUUCGAAGAUGAUUUGCGGUUUGUAGUCAAUGCAACGGAUCUUUUAAAAGAGCUCAUUGAAGAUAUUGAUAGUUCGGGAAUUGAAUGGGAUCUGAUAUAUUUGGGCAGAAAACGGUUGGAGGGUGCGAAUGAAAACUGGGUGCCUGGUCAUCGACAUCUGAGUACCGUUGAUUAUUCAUAUUGGACUCUUGGUUAUAUAUUAUCACUAAAUGGCGCUCGGAAACUACUUGAUGGCAAUCCUUUAAAAAAACUUGUACCGGUGGAUGAAUAUAUCCCAAUUAUGUUCAACAAACAUCCAAAUACGACAUGGGCAAAUGCAUAUCCACAUCGCAAUUUAAUUGCUUAUACGAUUUAUCCUACCAUUGUUGUUCCGGAAAGGUAUACCUAUCAGCAUGGUUACUUUAGCGAUACAGAAUAUUCGGAUAUUGUUGAUUUAGCAACUGCAACAAUUAAAGAUGAAUUAUGA
This is a messenger RNA of Acanthocheilonema viteae, 1617 nucleotides long. NCBI's taxonomy places the organism in Eukaryota, Metazoa, Nematoda, Chromadorea, Rhabditida, Onchocercidae. The record is from the annotation of a GenBank genome assembly.